AGAGAGAGAGAGAGAGAGUGUGUUUAUGUCUCAGUGUGUGACGAAUAAGAGGGAAAAGGGUAGCGCUUUGGCACACAACAAAGCGCCGGGCUGACUGACGCUGAAAGAGUGAGCAGAUCCGGAGAAAGAGUCCGCUCCCAGGGAUGACAGCACACCAGAGGAUCUACUUCACGUCUUUAAGCUGAAGUUUCAGUGCGUCACAGAGGAAAGGGGGACAUCUGCUGUCAAGUUUCCUUCGAUUCAAAGCGUUUUACUGCAAAAAUGCAACGACCAGGCGGGCAGGGGACUGCGUUUUCAAUCGACUCUCUGAUAGGAACCCCUCAGCCCAGGCCGGGACACCUCCUGUACACGGGCUAUCCCAUGUUCAUGCCCUACAGACCUUUGGUUAUCCCCCAAGCUCUGUCCCACUCGUCUCUGUCGUCUGGUAUUCCUCCACUCGCGCCUCUGGCUUCCUUCGCGGGACGGCUUACCAACACGUUCUGUGCCAGUUUGGGACAAGGGGUCCCGUCCAUGGUUGCGCUCACCACCACCAUGCCGAGCUUCUCGGAUCCCCCUGAUAGCUUUUACCCGCCACAAGAGCUGCCCGGUCCGCGUUUGAGCGCCGCCGACCCUGGAGCGAGACGGCAAGAAAGUCCGCACUCUGACGAGCUGCACAGCCGGGACAAGAGCUCCGAGCUGCUCAACUUCUCAGAAACUUUUCAAACAAUAUCAGGUGAGACUAAAUUGUACAGUUCAGACGACGAGAAGCUGGACCUAAAAUCAGCGGACACGGUGUGCAGCGACAGAGAGGACAGCUCCGCGGACAGCGAGAACGAAAGUUUCUCGGACGGGAACAACUGCGGGCCUCUGUCCCAGAAGGGCAAACUAAAAACCGGCUCUCAGGAGCCGCUCCCGAGCGGAGGAUCGGCUGGGAAGAGCCGGAGGAGACGAACAGCUUUCACGAGCGAGCAGCUGCUCGAACUGGAAAAGGAGUUUCACUGUAAAAAAUACCUUUCUCUGACUGAGCGCUCGCAGAUCGCGCACGCGUUGAAACUGAGCGAAGUGCAGGUGAAGAUCUGGUUUCAGAACCGCAGGGCCAAGUGGAAACGGAUCAAAGCCGGAAACGUGAAUAACCGGUCUGGAGAACCGGUGAGAAAUCCUAAAAUCGUCGUCCCCAUCCCGGUGCACGUCAACAGGUUCGCAGUGAGGAGUCAGCAUCAACAGAUAGAGCAGGGGACAAGACCAUGAACUCAGAGAAAGCAGAAACAUCUCAUCAGAAGAAAAACUCUAACUGAAUUUUUAUUUUUGUUGUUUAGCAUGAAGAACAAAAAGGGAGGAUUCAGUUAUUUGGUCUGAGAGGUGAGAAUUUGCUCACAGAUAAAUUAUUUGUGCUUUCAUUUUUUAUUUAUUUGUCUUGUGAAUAUGUAAAUAGAAAAUGUGCACUAUAAGAUGUGACUGUAAAUAUUUUUUAAGUAUUUAUAUGUAGGGCCAAAACGUUCUGUUCACUAUGUGCAUGUCCUCAUUUGGUGGAGAUUUCUUUUCUGUUUUGUGUUUCGUACAGUUUUACAUUUGCAUGUAACUGGAGCGGUUUCAGCUCGAUUGGCUCAGAUGUAGGAAGCACAGGAGAAUUUAUGUUUGGGGAUUUGAAAUAAAAACAUGUGAGGAAAUUCUGACACAAGGGACAACUGUAAAGUAUAUUUGACCUAAUAAAUUGCUUUAUAUGAAAACUGGGAUCCAGUUUGGAUUAUUAUUUUUAUUAAUAGAUGACAGGUUCUAUUUAAAAACAUUCUUCUUUCCUGAAAAGUGGGAUUUUAUUUGUGAAAACAAAAACAAAGUUGAUCAAAUUCAACACAUU
Molecule: messenger RNA, 1834 nt
Organism: Nothobranchius furzeri (turquoise killifish)
Lineage: Eukaryota; Metazoa; Chordata; Actinopteri; Cyprinodontiformes; Nothobranchiidae
Gene: gbx1
Product: gastrulation brain homeobox 1
Biological process (GO): regulation of transcription by RNA polymerase II; regulation of nervous system development
Cellular component (GO): nucleus
Molecular function (GO): RNA polymerase II transcription regulatory region sequence-specific DNA binding; DNA-binding transcription factor activity, RNA polymerase II-specific
Source: RefSeq, a predicted model, not a curated record